Naegleria lovaniensis is the source of this 2340-nucleotide messenger RNA. RefSeq lists its product as uncharacterized. The transcript has a single exon. The record is from RefSeq and is a predicted model, not a curated record. NCBI's taxonomy places the organism in Eukaryota, Heterolobosea, Eutetramitea, Acrasida, Naegleriidae. The coding region runs from base 1 to 2340 and encodes 779 amino acids.
AUGUCAUCUUCUUCAUUGCUAUCCAACCACACCAUGGAUCAUACAACAACUACCAACAACAUGAAUCACAACACCACUUCAUACAUUGUCUUGCAAGAAGCAAGUUUGGAUAGUCUGUGUCCAAUCCUUUCCUUCAACAAUUUUGAUUCCCUAGUCCUCAACACUGCACAUCAACAACAACAACUAUCGAAUAUACAUAACAACAACAACUCUCACUAUGAUCACAUCACUACCCAUCCACUGGAUGAAUUGAUAUCAUCUGUUGCUGCUGCUGCUUCUUCCCAACAUUAUCCUACUGUCCAAAAUUGUAUGAUUGCGAGCUCCUGUGAUCCAGCAGCCACAAUAAGCAAUUCAUGGCAACAAGCAUCCGUAGCCAUACAACCAUUCUCUGAUCUUGGAGAUACAACAACAACGCAAUCUUUGUCAUCCUAUUCAUGUUCUCAGCAACAGUUCUUGAUGAAUGGUUGUUGUCCCAAUCCAACAACAACAACAAGUCCAACAAAUUGCAACAACAACUCAAUGCCUUUCCUUCCUUUCAAUCAUCACCAACAAUAUCCACAACAACAACACUCAUUCCUCAGCAAUCUACAACAACAACAUACAAACCCCUAUCUCCUUUUGCAGAGCAGGCAUGAAGCAAUGACUGUACCGCAAAAUGUCAUCAAUCAGAAUGACUUGGAUGAUUUUCACUUCCUUUCCACAGAAGACACCAAUCAGAUCAACAACAACAUCUCGGUAUUAGAUUGUGGUGUCUCUUCAAAUCACCAAGUUUCAGAUGACAAUGAUUUCUUGACUAUUUUGGGAUAUUUGGAAGGAAAUGAUCAAAGUGGUGCUCAUUCAACCUCGAUAGCAACUGUAAAUAACAUUCUCUUCUCAUUGGCACAUCAGAACAACAACAAUAGUUUGAUUCCACACUCUGCAUUCCACCAUGAAGAGCACCCCAAAGACCAAUCCAUCCCCGUGACAAGUGCUGCUUCUUCUUCUCAUAGUGAAACCUCAUCGAGUGUGAGUAGCAGUAAUGGUGAAGUAACUUCUCCAAUUUCUCAAUCCCGGUCGAGUAAAACCUCAUCGACUCAUUCCAAUGUCAUGUUGCCACAAGGAACAACAGCCUCUAAUAAGGAUGGACCUAAAAUGUAUGUCCUCAAUCAUGAUGUCCAAGUGGAAGAUGAGACGACUGAUUCCAAACGAUCCAUCAUGACUCGUUGGUUUCAUUCCUUAAUGAAUUCCUUAAAUGAAAGUCAUGAGUGGUUGAAUAAUGAAGCCGAGGGUGGUAGUAACCUUUUGGAAAUGACUUGUGAACCUAAUGGUUUCACUGAAAACAAUGGCACUUGUCGUCCACGGGGUUCCAAAUUCUCUGUCUUUGUCAAUGAUUGUAUCAAUAUUAACAUGACAAGUAUUAUGAAGAGAAUUCAAAUGGUGUGCUCAACGAAAAAUCAAAGAACAAGCCACAACCAUAACAACACAACUCCUCAUGAGGACUUGGAAUCGAAACCCCUCCAUGAAAUCUUUAUUGAGGAAUGUCGAGUCGAGUUGUGCUCCUAUUUAGAUGAAGACGAUUCCUCUGAGGCCAUCAUGGUUGAAACUUCCGAAAAACUCUCCUCCGUAGUAUUGGGUUCUAAUCUCCAACAACAGCAGGCAGAAGAUUUCGAAUUCUCCAUGUACAACCCUGCAGUGGUCCUGCAAUUACUCAUCAAACGUGAUAAUAACAAUAAGCGAAGUGCUGCCUCAAGAAAGAAUAGUAUUGCGAGUAAUAACACCUCGUCUGCCUCCUCCCUCGAUAAGAAGGGAAGAAAACGAAAAAAAACGGACGGUGGUGCCUCCAAGAAGGUUUGCUUUGUCCGUUUGAUUCUUCAAUCCAAUCAUAGUGAUGAUGAUGAUGAUGGAGAGGACGUGAUCGUAUUGGCAAAAAGUGAUAACUUUUGGGCUCGUUCUAAAACCAGGCAAGAGAUGGAGAGAAAGAAAGAUCGUGCCUUGGCUCAGAAACGUAAAAAGUCUCUGGAGAAUGUUUCCCUUAAUGGCAGCAAUGUUACUCAACCUUCCAACUCGGAAGCAUCCUCCUCUGAUGAUUUAAAUGAAGAGGAUUCUACAAAUGUGGAUGAGGAGGAACUUGCCAGUAAAAAGAAGAAGAGAAAGACAAAAUCCAAUAGUAGCUCAGCAAGAGAGAGUAAUAAUCUCAAAAAGACCUCUUCAAGAACGACAAACUCAAGAAGAAAGAGAAGUACUGCAAAAACAUCAUCCCCAUCAUUGACGAAUUCAGCUGUUCCAAAUUUUACCUAUGACUCAACAAUGGUGAAGGGUGGAUUGAAUUCAGCAAGCUAUGGAAUGGUUUUUGAGAUGUAG